UUUAUCAAGUCUGUUUGUGCAGGGGGAGGCUGUCCGCCCCGUCUGGGAGGAGUUAUUUGCCUGAUCACAAGAGGAGAAAAACUACUCGGCAGUUAGUGUGAUUGGCACACCAUUGUUGAAGGCUGUAGCUCUAGAGACGGUGUUCAGCAAACCCUUUGGUCAAAUAUGGCACUGACACCCCAAAAACACUCAAUUCCUUUGGGUGAUGGAAACACCAUACCUUUGAUUGGACUGGGUACCUAUUCGAAUCCUCAAAACACUCCCAAAGGAACCGCCUUGGCAGCUGUCAAACGGGCCAUUGAGGUAGGAUACAGACACAUUGAUGGAGCCUUGAUCUACUGCAAUGAAGACGAAGUGGGUCAAGCAAUCCGAGAGAAAAUUGCAGAUGGCACUGUAAAGAGAGAGGACAUCUUCUACUGUGGAAAGUUGUGGAACACAUUCCAUCCCCCUGAGUUGGCACGACCUGCUUUGGAGAAAACCCUGCAGGAAUUACAGCUGGAUUAUGUGGACUUGUACAUUAUAGAAAUGCCCACUGCUUUCAGGCCAGGAGAUACGUUCUACCCACAAGAUGAGAAUGGGAAGUGUGCUUAUCACAAGUCAGACCUCUGUGCUACAUGGGAGGCUAUGGAAGCUUGUAAGGACGCUGGGCUGGCAAAGUCAAUCGGCGUGUCCAACUUCAACAAGCGCCAGCUGGAGCUGAUCCUUAACAAACCUGGACUGAAACAUAAACCAGUCAUAAACCAGGUUGAAUGUCACCCAUAUUUCACCCAGCCAAAGUUGCGUGAAUACUGUCGGGAGAAGAACAUCGUGAUUGUUGGUUACAGCCCACUUGGGACAAAUAGGGAUCCAUCGUGGGUAAACUUAGAAUGUCCCCCGAUGUUAGAAGACAAGCUUCUGACCUCAAUUGCCCAAAAGUACAAAAAGACCACAGCGCAGGUGUGCCUUAGGUUCAACAUGCAGAGAGGAGUGGUGGUCAUCCCAAAGAGCUUCAACCUUGAUCGCAUAAAGGACAACUUCCAGGUUUUCGACUUCUCUCUGUCAGAGGAGGAGAUUAAGGCAAUCGAGGGGCUGAACAAGAACAUUCGCUUUGUGGUACUCCCCUUUUGGGCUGAUCAUCCAGAGUACCCCUUUCAUGAGGAAUACUGACAUCCCGGACAUUGAAUAAAAAUAUUCAAAGCAGGAUUAUUGAUUUCUAAUUGAUUCAGCUUUACUUGGGGAUAUUUUUUUCUUGCACAGUCAACACACGAUUCCUCGUUCCCACUUUGCAAAUAUAUAUUUUCUGGAGCUCUUGCAUAAUUCAAGAGGUUCAAAAAUGAUAACCGAGAAAAACUAUGUUUAUCUUCCAUUGUAGUGAUGUUUUUUUCAUUUAUUGAGGCAAAUGGUCUUACAAAAUGCCCAAAUCUCACAAAUGUAUUAUUUAAGUCUUUAUUUGUAAUUUGGAUCCGGUGUGGGAGAUAACCUUGUGAGAAUCCAAUUCUUCUCUUUAACUUGGAAAAAGAAAUGUACAAAUAAAUCAAUAAAAGCCAAAAACAAAUGCAGCAUCCAAAUACAUGACGUACCAAUCAUGUAUUUACAUGAUACAUGUAAAUACACAUUUAUGCAAGACACACGGGACGCUUCACACAACUUUAUUGUAGAUUGUGUAUAAAUACACAUGCACAAUUCAAAUGUAAACCCAAGUGAACUCAAGUGCAGCCAAACCUGGAAACCCCCAUACAUCAUCAUGCAAGAACAUCUGAGUAAUUUUUACAAAACAAAACAAAAAGUCCCAAAAACAACAGGGAAAAAAAAAAAAAAAAAUCCUUUUUUAAAAAAAUAUUCCCUCCCUGGACAAGACUUUGCAAACUAUUGUAUAACUGAAUGCCCCGACUCGUCCGGGUCUUGCCAAGGUUUUAAAUAUAUUGUCUGUUCAUUAUUAAAUGCUUACAUAUAAAUAAAUAAACUUUAUCAAAUGUGCACUCACAGAGUGAACUCUUCUGUACAAUAUCAUAUAAGCCUAUUGAAGCCAACGCGUCUCACUCAGUCCGGAUGGGGUGAGUCGUCCUAAAGGACAGA
Molecule: messenger RNA, 2055 nt
Organism: Xiphophorus hellerii (green swordtail)
Lineage: Eukaryota; Metazoa; Chordata; Actinopteri; Cyprinodontiformes; Poeciliidae
Product: aldo-keto reductase family 1 member D1-like
Exons: 9
Coding region: 166-1146 (326 amino acids)
Biological process (GO): bile acid biosynthetic process
Molecular function (GO): Delta4-3-oxosteroid 5beta-reductase activity
Source: RefSeq, a predicted model, not a curated record